AGCAGGAGGACUUGGACCCUUCCUUGGUGACCAUGUUCAGCCGCUGGUUCCUGGGUGAACCGAAACUGAACUGUGCGAUUGUCUCUUCAGUCGGGAUCUGGUCUACCCAAGACUGCAGCACUCCGUCUUACCUCAUGUGUUACAGCGAAGAUGAGUUGGUCUGAUGCUCAGACUUACUGCCGCUCCAAAUACACCGACCUGAGCACCGUCCGCAGUCUGGAGGACAACAAGGACAUCGCCAGUCUGCUGCAGAGCCUCAUCAGCCUCAAAGAUCUAGUUCCUGCCGCCUGGAUCGGUUUGCACAGAAACUUCUGGAUGUGGUCGGACGCGAGCAACGCCUCCUACAGUAGCUGGGCGGAUAAGCAGCCGGACAUGGGGGGGAGUAAAGACUGUGUGAAGAUGAAGAUAGACGACCACACGGCCGACUGGAGCACUGAAUCCUGCAGCAAUGCGAUGUUCUUCAUCUGUUACUCAGACGUGCGAGUGUCGGCGCUGCGGUCGGUGAAAGUUCGGCUGAGUGGAGGAUCUGUUGAGCUGAACGACCCGGCGCUGCAGGACGCCAUCCUGCUGCAGCUGCAGCAGAAGCUGGAGGCAGCGGGGAUCAGAGAGGAAGUGAAGCUGAGAUGGAGGAAGCAGCCCGAUGGGAAGGUUUUCCACAGAGCGCCACCUACUGGCUGGGAGGAGGAACCUGGGAUCCAUAUUUAA
Perca flavescens (yellow perch) is the source of this 705-nucleotide messenger RNA. RefSeq names its product regenerating islet-derived protein 4-like. Lineage: Eukaryota; Metazoa; Chordata; Actinopteri; Perciformes; Percidae. Bases 151 to 705 code for a protein of 184 amino acids. The record is from RefSeq and is a predicted model, not a curated record. The transcript is spliced from 5 exons.